AUGCACCGUGCGUUCUCGUUCCCAGUGACUGUGGAGCGCAGUCGGACCAAGGACCGCCUGGAGGCAAGUCUGGCCGGGCUAUGUGAGCUGGAGCUCCGCAAGCAGAGGCAGGAGUGCCUGGUCCUGGGGGCGCUGGCUCUGGGAGACCCUCUGCCCCAGAGCAGCUCCAGAUGCGAGCUGUCGUGUUUUAGCAGCUGGGGGCAGGAAAACUUGACAUUGAGACGUCAGCUGAGCGCCCUCCAGAACUCCCCCUGGGGGCUGAUGCAGGCGCUGGAGCAGCAGGUGGGAGAGCUAAGGAUAGACACUGACGAUGGCUGCUAUGACGGAGCCCAAGGGGACACCGGGGACAGUCGACCAAGCUCUGGCUUCUAUGAGUCAAGUGAGGGCCAGUCUCCAAAAGGAAGGUCUUGUUCCACUGAGCCCACAGAGACUGUCUCUUCUUGGACCUUUACCAGCGACAGGCCAAAGUCUCUGGGAGACCCUCUCAUGCUGAAUGGAGACCUAGAUGCACCAGUUCCACGCAGCACUCUGCCGCGCUCCUUUUCUGCCCCCUAUCCCCCUUUGGAGGGCAUUGCUGAGGAGGGUUCAGCGAUGGAGUCCUGGCAGUUGGAGCCCAGUGGAGCCACCCAGUCCUGGCACCAGCAGGCUGCAGAGGAUCUGGUCACUGAGCAGGAUUACCAGCAGGCCCUGAGGGUAGAGGCUUAUAUCCUAGGUCUUAUCCAGCGCCAUACCCUUUCACCUCGACCAUGUCAGCCACGCACCAGCCUGAACCCCGACCCCCCAUAUUGCAGUACCUCAGGACAGAGCACUCUACACAGGAAAACGCCCUCUCACACCACAGAGCACCGCCUUCCUGACCCCUGUGUUGGGCCCCGAGUUGACCUCUCACCAAACCCUGAGUGCCAAGGCUGGGGUUGUGACCUGUUAGAGGGGGAGGCUUGUGGAGGAGAGGCCCCAUCUUUGGAGGAGGACUGCUAUCUGGCUCUGCCCUACCCCCACACCAGGCCACACUCCCUGGCUGGAGGGCUACCACAACCUUUGCCCUCACUGGACCCCAACUGUGGUGCUGGGGCUCCUGACCUUUGUUGUGAACCCCAGUCCCCCCAGCACUAUCGACUCCCAUACUCCCCUGCUCAUCACAACCACAAUCUAGUCAGUGCUCAGUAUAUCCCUGGCCAAGGCUGCCAUGCCCCUGUGCGGUCCCCAAGACAUUAUACCCCAGAGCAACCCAAACCGAAUCCAUCUAUCACCUCUCCUGACCGGCCCAACUCCAAAUCAAGAGCCUCUAAGAAGAAUCACGAUGAGCGACAGAGUUCCAAGAGAUCAAACAGCAAGACAAGCCGAUCCCAGUCAGAGAAUAGCCUUCUGGGCCAGCGAGGGCUCCCUGAGCGCAGGUACAGUACCACUGAGAGGCCCCAAGGCCGCAGGGACCAGGUUCAGAACCAAGUCCAAGUCACUGGGGUCCAGGUUGGCAGUAGCGGCAAAAACGGGACCCGACGCUGGUGCUCCAACCUGGAGCUCAGCCAGGACGAAGGGGAAACCCAGGUUGGGCGAGUGCAUAGACGACCACCUCGAAGGGCUCGUCAUGGUCAUCCUUGUCUCCACUCCCAACCCCAAACUUACCAUCACCACCACACUCAACCUCGGCACACAGACUUUACGGAGAGAGCGCCUCUUUGUCAGGGAGAAGAAGGGUAUGCUAGAGUUGCUCCUGCAGAGUCCGAGUCCAGCAUGAGCGAGGUAUACUCCCCAGCCUCUAGCUCUCUGUCCAGUGACUCUGAUGAAAGCGGAGGGCUGGUGUGGCCCCAGCAGCUGCCACCACGCCUGGCUUCUUCCUCAUCCUCAUCCUCCCCCUCACCACAGGCCUCUGCCAACACCUCCUCACAACCCAAGGCCUUUGUCAAGAUCAAAGCCUCCCAUGCUCUCAAAAAGAAGAUACUCAGAUUCCGCUCAGGGUCCCUCAAAGUCAUGACCACCGUAUGAGAAGGUGGUCAAAAUUCUUUCAAAAGUUUAACUUUUCCUGCAGUAUUGUAUUCUCUCAGCAUUGUGCUCACUCUGAUGACCAGUUCUGUUCUUGUACUCUACCUACCUCUGCUUAUUUUUUUAGUGACAGUAAUUGGUGGCCAUAAUUAAAGGUCUGCUAGAGAUCGUAUGUCAGUGUUAUGUUGAAUAUUAUCUCCUAGCUCAUAACCAGCCAAUGCUUCACUAAUGGGAAUUAUUCUGGUCUAACAGAUACACUGCCAUAAUGAAUUACAAUGUGUAGAUAUGCAUGACCCAUUUUGUUGGGUAAAGUUAGCUAGCUGGCCAUGCCAUGAGACUGUUGUUUUGUUUGAUGGCAUUACAGUCAUCAGUUCUUAAUAUUUUAUAAGUGAACAGCAAAGACCGUUCAAUGUGUAAAGACUGAUAUAUGGCAAACAAUAUGACAGGUUAGCAGGAUACAAAUACACAUUUAGAUUAUGCACACCAUCACUCUUAAAAUUCAUGGAUUGAUUGAGAAUCUAGAAGCAGGGAAAGAGGGCCUAGUGAUUUUUCUCAUUUCAUUUUGCUUAGUUUUGUCUCUCCAGGUAAAUCAACAGAUAUAUAGAAGUGAAUCAUCCACUACCUCUCUUCGUUUGCCAGCUGCUCUCCUCUUUUUUGACCAUGAUCAGGAACCAGUGACCUCAGCUGAACUGUUAGUGUGUCAUCUUAAGGGAUGAAUGGGUCUUAGAGGCCAGGAGCCAAUAUACAUGCAUGCAUGCACAUAUGCACAUACCCACAGAAACACAGAGACACAGACUUACUCAUACCUGUAAAAAUGUAAAUAUCAUCCUGUGGCCUUGUUUGGAAUGAAUGUAGUUUGUAAAUAAAGAUCCUUUGCUCUUGAA
Molecule: messenger RNA, 2864 nt
Organism: Myripristis murdjan (pinecone soldierfish)
Lineage: Eukaryota; Metazoa; Chordata; Actinopteri; Holocentriformes; Holocentridae
Gene: dact3b
Product: dishevelled-binding antagonist of beta-catenin 3b
Exons: 4
Coding region: 1-1983 (660 amino acids)
Biological process (GO): negative regulation of canonical Wnt signaling pathway
Cellular component (GO): cytoplasm
Source: RefSeq, a predicted model, not a curated record